This is a messenger RNA of Colletotrichum fioriniae, 735 nucleotides long. RefSeq lists its product as uncharacterized. The record is from RefSeq and is a predicted model, not a curated record. NCBI's taxonomy places the organism in Eukaryota, Fungi, Ascomycota, Sordariomycetes, Glomerellales, Glomerellaceae.
AUGUCCAUCUCACAUGAUGAGGAUAUCCAAGACACCAAGGAAUACUACAAAGUCUUCAUCAGAAAGGUCCGAUACGGGCAGAACGCAGGGCUCAUCGACAAGUCGGUUACGAUAGGCCCCGACGGCCAUCUCACUUGGCCUGGGUUGGGGGACCAGCCCGGUGCAACACGCAGAUUACCCGGUGGGAUCAACAUUCAACAGAUCAUUGCUGAGUACGAUGCGGCCGACGCCGAUCGAAUCUCUGAGAUCGAUCGUCGUAUUCUCCAGAGACUGUUUGAAACAGAUCUAGCUGACGGAAAGCAUGUGGCCAAAUGUGCUCGAGAACUCAAAGCUCUCAUCAAGAUCGACGACAUAGAUCUUGGCAAAACCCAAGUGCGAGAGGCCUUCGAAGACUGUCUAGAACUGUUGGGCGUCGACGUGACGACCGACGAUGAUGGCAAUGGUGGCAAAUCCUCUGAUGACGCCAUCGCCGCUAUUCGAGCGGUUGACGGAGAGCUUGCCAACGUCUUGACCACGUUUACUUGGCUCGUCACUCACAUUGGGAGGGACGGAACCGAGCCGGUGUUUGAGUUGACUUUGAAGUUGAUGUUCAAUUCGCGGUGCUUCGAGUACUGGGAUAGGUUGACGAUGUUUGGGGGGCACAUUCAAGGUGGGUCUUUGGACGAGGAGGCCAAGAAAAGGUGGGCUAGGCUCUUUGGAGAGCCUUAUAGAGGCGAUGACGAGGGUGAUCAAUAA